This is a messenger RNA of Lynx canadensis (Canada lynx), 396 nucleotides long. Its product is annotated as ubiquitin-60S ribosomal protein L40-like. Gene Ontology annotation, cellular component: ribosome. Gene Ontology annotation, biological process: translation. The transcript has 3 exons. The record is from RefSeq and is a predicted model, not a curated record. NCBI's taxonomy places the organism in Eukaryota, Metazoa, Chordata, Mammalia, Carnivora, Felidae. Gene Ontology annotation, molecular function: structural constituent of ribosome. Bases 1 to 396 code for a protein of 131 amino acids.
AUGAAAAAACAAGAAAAAGCCUCAGCAAAAGACCUUGAUAAAACAGAGAUAACUGAUCCACCUGAUAAGAAGUUCAAAUGGCCAAGUGGCUCAGUGUUAGUGGCCUUGUGGACAGAGAUGCAGACCUUGAUAGGCAAGACCAGUGCCCUUGAGAAUGAGCCCAGUGACACCACUGAGAAUGUCAAGGCCCAAAUCGAAGACAAGGAGGAAUCUACUCUGAGCUUGGUGCUUCAUCUGAGGGGUGGCAUCAUUAAUCCUUCCCUUUUCCAGCUAACCCAGAAAAGCAACUGCAACAAGAUGAUCUGUUUUCAAUGCUACGCUUACCUGCAGCCUUGUGCUGUGAAUUGUCGCAAGAAGUGUGGACACACCAACAAACUGCACCCCAAAAGAAGGUAA